Gadus chalcogrammus (walleye pollock) is the source of this 8346-nucleotide messenger RNA. Its product is annotated as C4b-binding protein alpha chain-like. The coding region runs from base 82 to 2853 and encodes 923 amino acids. Lineage: Eukaryota; Metazoa; Chordata; Actinopteri; Gadiformes; Gadidae. The transcript has 18 exons. The record is from RefSeq and is a predicted model, not a curated record.
ACCUUAUGACCACAAAUAAGGACUUCUUCCUGUCAGUCCUGUCACCACUUAUUUGCACAUCGACCAUUACACUUGGAGCCCAUGCAGCAAGAAAGUGUAAGGACAGACAUGGUGGACUCGGAACAGGUCCUGGGCUGUAAGGCCCCGAUGGGUCCGGUCCUGGUGCUUCUCUUGUUCAGCCUGCUUGGGCCUCUGGGACAAGUACAAGCUCAAGAUUGUGAGAAACCUAUGAGGGACACCAUGAUUUUAAUAGAUGAAGACAUCCUGAAAGAGCAUUUUCCAGACGGAGCAUUAGUAACAUUUGAGUGUGAAACGGGAUACAGGAGAAUUGGAGGAUCUGGUAAAACCACUUGUGAGGCUGGGACAUGGACACCUUCGACAUUUACAUGCGAGAUGGUUCGCUGCAAAGCGCCGUUUAUAACAAAUGGUUCGCAAAAGUCUGGAGCCCGCCCUCCGUAUGUACACAGGAGUUUGGUUGAGUACGAAUGUAACCCUGGAUUUAAGAUGGAAGGGGAGGGGGUCAUGACCUGCCAACUGAACAGCACAUGGUCAUCAACGCCAGAGUGCAAAGUGGUUCGCUGCAAAGCGCCGUUUAUUCCAAAUGGUUCGCAAAAGUCUGGAGCCCGCCCUCCGUAUGUACACAGGAGUUUGGUUGAGUACGAAUGUAACCCUGGAUUUAAGAUGGAAGGGGAGGGGGUCAUGACCUGCCAACUGAACAGCACAUGGUCAUCAACGCCAGAGUGCAAAGCUCAAGAUUGUGAGAAACCUAUGAGAGACACCAUGACUUUAACAAAUGAAUACAUCCAGAAAGAGCAUUUUCCCAGCGGAUCAUUGGUAACAUUUAAGUGUGCAACGGGAUACAGGAGUACUGGAGGAUCUGGUAAAACCACUUGUGAGGCUGGGACAUGGACACCUUCGACACUUGGAUGCGAGAAGUUUAAUUGUGGGAGCCUCAAGCUAGUAAACGGGCAUGUGGAAUACAGUGAAGGAACCUCAUUUGGGAGCGUGGCUAUAUUCUCCUGCAACGACGGGUACAUUUUGGAGGGCAAGAAUUUAACCUGUGGAAAUACAGCAUGGCUAGGCAGAACGCCGACCUGUUCAGUUGUAAAAUGUGAAUCACCGCCUUCAGUUGAUAAAGCUGAAGGUCCAUCUCCAAAACGGGAUUUCUAUGAUUUUGCAAGCAUUGUGAAAUACAAAUGUCAGAAGGGUUACAACAUCACCAAUGGCUCAGCAUCACUUAAAUGUUCAAGCAAUGGAAAAUUCACACCAAAUCCUCCAACUUGUUUAAUGGUUCGCUGCAAAGCGCCGUUUAUUCCAAAUGGUUCGCAAAAGUCUGGAGCCCGCCCUCCGUAUGACUACAGGAGUUUUGUUGAGUACGAAUGUAACCCUGGAUUUAAGAUGGAAGGGGAGGGGGCCAUGACCUGCCAACUGAACAGCACAUGGUCAUCAACGCCAGAGUGCAAAGCUCAAGAUUGUGAGAAACCUAUGAGGGACACCAUGAUUUUAAUAGAUGAAGACAUCCUGAAAGAGCAUUUUCCAGACGGAGCAUUAGUAACAUUUGAGUGUGAAACGGGAUACAGGAGAAUUGGAGGAUCUGGUAAAACCACUUGUGAGGCUGGGACAUGGACACCUUCGACAUUUACAUGCAAGAUUGUAAAAUGUGACUCAGCGCCUUCAGUUGAUAAUGCUGAAGCUCCAUCUCCAAACUGGGAAUUCUAUGAUUAUGCAAGCGUUGUGAGAUACAAAUGUCUGAAGGAUUACACCAUCAAUGGCUCAGCGUCACUAAGAUGUUCAAAUAAUGGAACAUUCACACCAAAUCCUCCAACUUGUUUAAUGGUUCACUGCAAAGCGCCGUUUAUUCCAAAUGGUUCGCUAAAGUCUGGAGCCCGCCCUCCGUAUGUACACAGGAGUUUGGUUGAGUACGAAUGUAACCCUGGAUUUAAGAUGGAAGGGGAGGGGGUCAUGACCUGCCAACUGAACAGCACAUGGUCAUCAACGCCAGAGUGCAAAGUUGUAAAAUGUGACUCAGCGCCUUCAGUUGAUAAUGCUGAAGCUCCAUCUCCAAACUGGGAAUUCUAUGAUUAUGCAAGCGUUGUGAGAUACAAAUGUCUGAAGGAUUACACCAUCAAUGGCUCAGCGUCACUAAGAUGUUCAAAUAAUGGAACAUUCACACCAAAUCCUCCAACUUGUUUAAUGGUUCACUGCAAAGCGCCGUUUAUUCCAAAUGGUUCGCUAAAGUCUGGAGCCCGCCCUCCGUAUGUACACAGGAGUUUGGUUGAGUACGAAUGUAACCCUGGAUUUAAGAUGGAAGGGGAGGGGGUCAUGACCUGCCAACUGAACAGCACAUGGUCAUCAACGCCAGAGUGCAAAGUUGUAAAAUGUGACUCAGCGCCUUCAGUUGAUAAUGCUGAAGCUCCAUCUCCAAACUGGGAAUUCUAUGAUUAUGCAAGCGUUGUGAGAUACAAAUGUCUGAAGGAUUACACCAUCAAUGGCUCAGCGUCACUAAGAUGUUCAAAUAAUGGAACAUUCACACCAAAUCCUCCAACUUGUUUAAUGGUUCACUGCAAAGCGCCGUUUAUUCCAAAUGGUUCGCUAAAGUCUGGAGCCCGCCCUCCGUAUGUACACAGGAGUUUGGUUGAGUACGAAUGUAACCCUGGAUUUAAGAUGGAAGGGGAGGGGGUCAUGACCUGCCAACUGAACAGCACAUGGUCAUCAACGCCAGAGUGCAAAGACCCGGACCUGGACUGCACCGGCGGACCUCAUGCGAAUCCCCUUCCACAUCCAUCGUAUGACAUCACCCAGGCCACCGCUCGACCAGUGAACCUCUAUCCUGACCUCACAGCAGAGGAGUAGUACCCACCAACAGCGCAACGGGGGUUACCCACUCGUAGCCAGGUGAAAGCUCAAUGAUCACACCGGCAGCUGGCGGCCACACCGACCAAGCGGGAACCCGUUGCCAGCCGCAUAAAGAACGAGGAAAUGACGCUCUGCCUAUCUCCUCAACACGAGGGCAGGGAGGAUGGACUGUUCCCCAUGAUCGAAGUACUGAACCCCCAGGAUCGCAGUCUAGCAUACGUUAUCCGUGCAUGGAGACCCAGUGACAUUAAGGACAUAGCAGAAUGUCUCCCGGAACCAUCUGCAAUGGGAGGGGCAGCCCUCGCAACAGCCAUUCUUGAAAUGGCCUAACAAUACAGGUCAUCCAUCUGUGAUGUGCGCCAAGUCUGUAUGUUCAAACUGGACCUGCACUGGGGUCGCAUUCAAGGGGACAUUCCCGGGAGAGACCAAGCUGAUAUAAUGUUCAAUUGGGACCAAGGACCUGUAUACAGCACCGUCGUAUGGGGGGGAAAGGUUAUGACAAUUAUAAGGGCCCACAGCCUACUAGGCCCCACAGCCCCCAGUAGCCUCUAUGACAAAAUGAUUAUGCAUACACUGAACUAAUAUAUAUUCAUAUGAAUGAAUCCGAAUUAAAACAAAGCCACAAAUCAUACAAUAUUCUAAUUUUAAUCAUUUCAAUCAGGGGCGAGUCUAGGUUGUUACUUUUGGGGGGGCUCAACCCCAGGCAGCCACAGGGGUAUAUGAAGUAUAUAAAGUCCUGUGCAAGAUAUUUUUUUUUCACAACCUUUAUUUUCUUAGUUACUAUGCUGUUGUAUGUCCAAGCAGAUAGCUGGCAGUGUCAGAUAAAUAAUGCAGUUCUGAACCACUAAAGUGAUGAAAUGAAAAAAGACUGUUUGGAUGAAGGAAUAAUCAAUGGUUGUGAACUGGAAUAACAAAUUUGAGGUAUAUUAAAUUUCCUACGUGUAAGUUUCACUCAAAAAUUACCAUAUUUUCCUGAAUAUGUUACUGAAACACAUUGGUACAACAUGAUGUCGCCUCACUUUCAUGGACCCAUACAAUUUAUAAAUUUAAUCAACAUACAUUUUUAUAAACUUUUGAUGCAAAAAAAUCAACAAGUACAACAUGUACAAGUCGAAUACUAUGAGAAACAGACCACUAUUUUCGGGAGCACUAAACUAUGAAUGGGUCUCACCUUCAGGGACCCAUUCAUUUUUAUAAAACUUCUGAUGCCAAAAUAUCUUGUUGUUCUGAUGCAAAAAAAAAGGAUGCUAAUUUUCAGUUUAAAAAUAACCGCUGGCAUUAUUUUAUCAACUGAAGGAGUUUUCAUUGCCAUAACAACGUGAGCUAAUCAACAAGUACAACAUGUUCUAGACCAGUGGUUCUCAAUUAUUUUUCUUUCAUUCCCCCCCAAGGAGACAAACAUUUUAUCAUGCCCUCUCUGAAUUGAAAUAGCCUACUAUUGAGAACCUGCUAAUAUUUAUUUAUUUCGAUUAAUAAAAUUAGCGGAGAUAACAUCUGCAACAACUUAAAACUAUUUCCAACUUCAGUUUAUUAACUCCAUUUGUAACAUUUAAACAAGACGGCUAAGUCUGUGUGAAUCUCAAAACAGAGAAACAAGAGCAAAUGAUUCACUGGGGUUUGCAUUUAAUUAUAAUACUUUUAAAAAGUAAACAUUGGUCACUUGUCAGCUUCAUCAGCUUAUUCCCUUUCAAAAAAAAUUAUAUAUGUUCAUCUUUCAAGCAUGAAUAAAGACACCAAGUCCCUCUGUCAUGACUUUGUAAGAUUACAAUUCUUGUUAAACUUCUGACCCUUGUUAUUAUGUUUAUUUAAAAUAAAAUAAGUAACUUAUUAAAAUAAAUAAAUAAAUACAUAAGACACUAAGGGCCCUAUCUUGCAUCCGGCGCAAGUGACUUAGUCACUGGCGCAUGUGUCGUUGCUAGUUUACAACUGGCGCAGAGCGUUCUUUUCCCACCACCGCCACUCGCCGGUAAAUUAGGGAUUGAUCAUGCGCCCCAAGGAGCGGUUCGGCGAAAGGAGGAGGCGUGUUCUGGCGCUAACGAUAUUUUGCCGUUUCUGAAUACAACUGCGCCACAGACCAGGAAAUACCUGGUUUAAAGUCAGUGGCGCGUUGUUCAGAUGCUGUUUUAAGGGUGCAUGCAUACACGCGCAUACACUUUGCUUCUCUCAUCUACACGGACAGCAGUUCCCAUUUUUGCAAACCCAUACAUAAUUACAAGAAAAAUAAAAUAUUACCACACAAGGAAAAUCAUUGUGGUGUCCAUAAAGAUAAAAUAAAUAGGCAUAAAUCUAGCGUACACAUUUACCCAAAUUAUUCACGCGAAUUGUAGCAGGUGUAAUGACGGAUCAAAUUAACCUGGUUGACCAAUAGUGGCAAGAGAGAUAUGUAGGCUAUAUAAGGACACCUGUCAAAGUGGGUUGUCCUUCAAGAAUCAGGAACCACAAUUCUGAAGACUGCAAAAUAAAUUCUGAAGACUGCGAAAUCACCUUCUGUAAGUCCAUUUAAAACCUUACUCUGCAACUUACCAGUUAAGUUGAGGUUGCUCAUAAUUUUUCUAUUGCACCGUGGAAUGGAAUACGUCUUGGGACCGAGGAUCAGACGCCGGGGGGAGAGGGUCUACCGGCCCAGAAACACCUAUCUCUCCCUGAGUGAGGAGGAAUGUUAUCAUCUCUCCUAGAGGCCCUGGAUAGCAUCUUUGCUAGGUGGAGCUUGACUAAUUAAGUCAAAUCAGAGGUCACUAGUCUCAGGAGUUAUUUUACAUCUUUUAGAGCCAUUGUUCUCCUGACUGUCUGGAAAAAAUACUGCAGUCCAUUGAAGACAGAAACAUAAUUCUGCAAUUCAGAAAAAUUACACUAGAUGUAGAAGCAGCCAACAUAGAGGCAUUGAAGGAAGAAAUGCAGUUCUUUCGCAACUCCUGGGACGACUUCCUUGCAGAGGCUUUCCUUAUCGCAGAAGCUAUGGAUGUUCCCACUGGAUUUCCAGUCAGCCACAAGCGAAUGAGAAAACGUUUUGCACAUGAGAGUCAGAGGUCAGAAGAAGAGGGAAACCAACAGACAGAAUCAAAUCUGUUUCGCAACAGCGUGUUCUAUGUGGCUUUAGAUAACAUCAUCUGUGCCUUGGACACCCGCUUUCAAUCCAUUGAAAAUAUCUGUGAGGAAUUUGCUGCAAUACUGAAAAUCAAGGAUUUAAAAGAUGGUCAGAUUCACUCAGUUUGCCAUUCAUUAACAAGCAUAUACAAACAGGAUCUUAGUGCUAAUUUUGAAAGUUAAGUGCAACAUUUGAGGUCUGUUUAUAGUGCCACAUUUUCAGACUGCGACUCCCCCCUUGAACUGCUGAAUUCCAUUCAUAAACUUCAGCUUCAGAGCAUUUUUGGUGAAGUAUGUGUUGCCAUCCGAAUCUUCUGUACAAUACCUGUGACUGUGGCAGGUGGAGAAAGGGCGUUCAGCAAACUGAAACUAGUUAAGAACUAUCUCAGAUCCACAACAAGCCAAGAGAGGCUAAAUAACCUUGCUAGACUUUCAAUUGAAAGUCAGCUAAGCCGACAAUUGAACUUCAAAGACCUCAUCAGCGAAUUGGCUAACAAAAUGGCUCGUCGUUUGAGACUUACAGUGAACAAACAAGCCAAUUUAAACUUUAAUUGAGAUUAGAUGAGGCUUGUUGUUGUUUUUGAUAUUUGUUUUACAACAACGUAUUCCAUGUGCUCUUUGUUUCACUUGCACAUUUAAGUUAAAUGCUACUUAUUUACCUGUGGACUAUCUUGAGCCAGGACACUUUGUUUUUUUGCAUAUCAGUGCUUGAUUGUUAAAUACAAUAAAAUACCCACACCUAUUUGUUGAGUGGUUAAUUGAAAAUGUAUUUGCAAACAGAGGUGUAAUAACGUGAUGCAAAUCAGGGAAAUGAGAAUAAGACAAUUAAUAAUACCUAAUUUACAUAGUAAUACUCUGACUUGUUAAGUUAUUAAAUGUAAAAAAGGAAACAAAUUUGGUGUAUUACACCAGGCACCGUCAAGAACACUGAAAAACAAGAACAUUUAAGGUGGCAAUGAUUGGGGUAGAGGGGCCCACACCGAUAUUCUUUCAGGGGGCCCAGAAUUCCUAGCAACUGCCCUGCCUGUAUACCAACUCCUGGUGGAGAGACUCUGCGAUCGGACCUGGGAGGCAUUCCCUAUGAUUAAGGACUGGACCGCUAUUCGCAAGGUGAAACAACAAGAAGGCGAUUAAAUGGCUGAUCUGGUAGAUCGUGUUAAGAAGGUGUUCAAGAUCCAUGUUGGGAAGCCCGUACCAACCGACAGACUAGUUCAAACUAUGUACGAAGAAAACCUUACCGCCGCCUUCCUGGAUGCGUUGGACAACAAAAUAUCAGAAUUCAUAGAGACACAUUGCAUUGGAUGGUGUACCGCCAGCCUUGCCGUGAUUGCAAGCUACGCCAACCAUGCAGAAGGAGAAGAAGAAGAGGAAAGAAGAGCUCAGGAAAAAGGAAGAAAAAAGGAGAGCCAAAGAUAAGGCAGAGACAGCCCAUAAGCUUCGACUCACUCACCUGAAGGCCCUGGAGAAUCCCACGCCCAUCCGUCCCAUCAAACACCAGGGAGGCGACCGGUCAAAAGGGAGGAACAUAUUUGAUGGAGGCGCCAGGUGGCAAGGACGACCAAAGGAAAGUGGUGAAGCACAGAGGCAGGCCUGCUUUCGUUGUGGCGGCAUGGAUCAUUGGUUCAAAGAUUUUCCCGACAGAAUGGACAAAAACAAUGGAACGGUCGGCUGACAGUUUGCAAUAAGUUUGACUGUGAAUCAUCCAAGAGGCAGCGGUGGAUGGGGGCAUUUGUAUUGACGGGACGCAGGAGCAGGCCAGGUCCAAGGAGGAGGUACGAGCACCAUAAAGGCCUAAAUACAACGGCGCCGCAGCGCAGCGGCGCGCAUUUUACGCGCGUCAAAAGCCGCCCCUAGCACCAACAGGAGGAGGCGUGACGGCCGCGCUGCAGUAUAAUCAGGAAGUCACCUGUCAAUAAACCGCAGCAAAGAGAGAAACGCAAUGGGUGAGUAGCCUAUUGUAGCCUAGUUUAUUUAUUUUCCAUCUUUUUGGCUGAAUAAUUUGAAAAAUGUAUAAUCUGCGCAGUGAAAGUAUGUUUUCAAGCAUCAGAUCAACUUAGUUUGUAGGGCACUUUAUUGUUUUAUUUACUGUCAUUUCUUAUUUAUUUUAUAUUUUGCAAUUAUUCAUCUACUGCAUCAACAAUCUCAAUAAGUGCAGGACCUUCUAUUAAGCCUUUUUAGUAUAUAGUGCAGUCACCUUUUAAGGCCAAUUGUUAUUGUGUGUAUUUAUUGUAUUGAGCUACUGGAUGGCUUUAUUGGUCCCCAUUGGGACCAAUAAAGUAGCUAUCUAUCUAUCCAUCUAUAUAGCCUUAACAUAGCCACACCUUUACAUGUAGGCCUAUGCAGCCAGUAGUUAUCCAUUUUAAUUGAACACAAGUUAUUUCAUAUUUUAUUGAGGUUUUUUUAUUU